Messenger RNA from Penaeus vannamei (Pacific white shrimp), 1615 nucleotides. Lineage: Eukaryota; Metazoa; Arthropoda; Malacostraca; Decapoda; Penaeidae. The record is from RefSeq and is a predicted model, not a curated record.
CUUGUUACCUACAGUGACGGACAGUUUCCCAAAGUCGACCCACGAUGCGUCUCGCCAGCGGUCACGUCGCCGUCCAGCUGGAAGGCGAAGAACUGGCGAAGAUACAGAGAGAUUUCGGGGGGUUCAGCAAGGGGUUGGUUCGCUUGACGCCCGGGAGGUGGGUGUUGCCGGCGCCCUACACCAAGUUCGCAGACAAGAUCUAUAAUAUGAAGUUCCGUGCGAGUGACGUCCUCAUCAUGACGUACCCGAAGUGCGGAACGACGUGGACGCAGGAGGUCGUCUGGACCAUGAGGAACAACCCCAACCUGGACCACCCGAAGGCCAGCAUUCCCGUCAAAGCUCGUUCGCCCUUCGUCGACUCUGACAUGCUAACUCACAUGGGGAAGGACGUACACAAUAACGAACUCCUGGAGAUGGUUAAGGAUAUUGUGCCACACCCCGAUCCUGACGAAGGCCUGGCGCUUCAGAUGACCGCUAACCUCCCUGACCCUCGGACAAUCAAGACCCACCUGCCCUUCUCUCUCAUGACCCCUGACCUCCUCGAUACGGCCAAGGUGAUCUACGUGGCAAGGAACCCCAAGGACGUGGUCUUGUCCUUCCUUCACCACAGCAGGCUGAUGAAGAGUAUGAGCUACGUGGGCUCCUUGGAACAAUAUGUGGAUUACUUUGUUAAUGACCAGCUGAUCUACGGGCCCUACUGGGAGCACCUGCGCGAGGCCUGGCCCCGGAGGGACCACCCCAACAUGCACUUCCUCUUCUACGAGGACAUGAAGGCGGACCCCAAGGCGGAGCUGAGGAAACUGAACCAGUUCCUCGGAACUGACCUGACGGAGGAACAGCUGCAGAAGAUCGCUCACUACACCAGCUUCGAGGAAAUGAAAAAGAGGGACGAGGUUUUCUACCAGACGAGAGGAACCAAACGUGUGAACACUGAAGUGAGCAAGAAAGAUGGUGGUUUCUACAGGAAAGGAGAGGCCGGUAGCUGGAGAGGCCAACUGACGGACGUGCAAGAAACCAAAAUUGAUGACUGGACAAAAGUGAACUCACUGAAACUCGACAUCAGCUUUAGGUACUCAGUCUAAUGUUAUAAAUGAAAUAUUGGUGAAAACCCUUGUUCUAAUGAAUGUUCGUAGCUGAAAUUAUUUUAUAAUCUAUAACACAAAAUAAUGUAUUUGUGUGUUUGAUGGAUAUGUAAAGUAAAAUUCAUCAGAAAAAACACACACACAUACACCUGGCAUUAUGAAGUUUUAUUCUUACUAUUAAAGCUAAAAUGUACAAGCUUUUUUCAUAUUCGUUUUAAUCAAUCCUGCAAUAACACUGAGUAUUAUAUCAUAUCGAAAAUAUAACUUAUUCUAAGAUAUACAAUGAAACAUUUCUUUAUAUUGCUGCUAACCAAAAUGAGCUGAAAAUUAUUUAAAGAAUAAAAAAUGUCCGAGAAUAGUCAAAAUCAGAAUAGAGCAUUAUAUCUAGCUAUAUCUGUGGAUGAAAACACUCCAUGAUUGUAAAAAAAAAGUAAAAUAUCAGACGAUAUAUAUUUAUACAUACAUAUACAUAUGUCUCUCUCUCUCUCUCACUCUCUCUCUCUCUCUCUCUCUCUCUCUCUCUCUCUCUCUCU